CGGAAUAAAGGGCGGUCGCAAUUCAGAACGGCCGGCGAAGAAGAACGCUGAAGAAAUGGCUUCAUCGUCGUCUUCAAUUCCGGUCAUCCACGAAGACGAAGAGCUGCUGAUGCUAGACGGGUCGGAAUCGGGCUGGGUGGAGGCCCGAACUCACUGCGAUCAUCUCGCUUCGUUAUCGUCGGAUCUGGCACACAUUCCCACCCCCAACACUCCCUGCAACAAGUGCCAACAUCCGAGCGAGAACUGGCUAUGCUUGAGCUGCAAGGAAGUUCUGUGCAGCCGAUUCGUGAACAAACACAUGCUGGAACACUAUCAACGAGUCGAUCACUCUUUAGCGCUUAGCUUCAGUGAUUUAUCAGUGUGGUGUUUUUCCUGCGAUGCGUACUUGGAUGCACAAUCCAUUCCAGCUCUGCGCAUUGUUCAUCAAACUGCGUAUUUGCUGAAAUUCGGUGAAGCUCCUCCGGUCCCCAGCGAGUAUUUGCAGCUGGAAAAUAACCGAGUCUGAAACUUCCAUCUCCGAGAACUAGUCCCUUCUAAUUCUAUCAUGAUUGUAAAGCGCAGCUGUUUCUUGUACCUGAUUUCUCGAUAUUAAUUAAUAUAAUAAACAUAAUUUCAACUUCUUUAAA
Ipomoea triloba (trilobed morning glory) is the source of this 626-nucleotide messenger RNA. RefSeq names its product histone deacetylase 6. NCBI's taxonomy places the organism in Eukaryota, Viridiplantae, Streptophyta, Magnoliopsida, Solanales, Convolvulaceae. Gene Ontology annotation, molecular function: zinc ion binding. Bases 56 to 505 code for a protein of 149 amino acids. The record is from RefSeq and is a predicted model, not a curated record. The transcript is spliced from 3 exons.